Molecule: messenger RNA, 1410 nt
Organism: Arachis ipaensis
Lineage: Eukaryota; Viridiplantae; Streptophyta; Magnoliopsida; Fabales; Fabaceae
Molecular function (GO): catalytic activity
Source: RefSeq, a predicted model, not a curated record
AUGAAUAUUAUAAGUUGGAAUUGUAGAGGUGCUGGAGGGAAAACUUUUCCUACUCUUAUUAGAGAUAUUAGAAGAGAGUAUAAUGCAAACUUCAUUAUUCUUCUUGAAACUCAUAUAAGUGGUUCGCGUGGGGCUGCUGUUCGUGACAAAAUUGGAUUUGAUAGUUCCUUUAUUGUGGAAGCUAAUGGUCAUUCGGGAGGAAUUUGGUGCCUAUGGGACUCGGGUUCUUGGAAAGUUGAUAUUUUAGAAUAUAAUCAGCAAAUUGUUCAUCUUAGGCUUACCGGUAAUAAUGCUGCUACCUGGCUCCUCUCUGCUGUUUAUGGCAGCCCACAACGCCCAAAUAGAAGAUCCCUUUGGAUUUUCCUCCGUUCCCUGGUAGCCAAUAUCAAUCUUUCUUGGUGCAUCUUAGGAGAUUUUAAUGCUCUUCUUCAUGAUUAUGAAAGACAAGGGGGUACUCGUAGUGCUAAUUCUGGAGCUUUCUCAGACUUUCAAAGUUGCGUUUCUGAUUGUGGAUUGGUGGAUUUAGGUUAUAUGGGCUGGCUUUUCACUUGGAGAAGGGGUGAUUUAGUCGAGAGAUUGGAUCGUGGUCUGUGUAACCUUGACUGGCAGCUGGCCUUCCGCGAAGCUAGCCUUAAGCAUUUACCGAAUUUCAAGUCUGAUCACACGGCCAUCUGCCUCCAACUCUCUACUGAAGCCUCUUACAAUAGACACAGAAGACCUUUCCGUUUUGUUGCUGCUUGGAUUUCUCACCCUGAUUUUCACAGAAUGGUUGAGAAUUCUUGGAAUGUGCAGGAUUCUUGGUCUGAUGGUAUAAUAAGCUUCAAAAAUUCUCUAAAAAAUUGGAAUUAUGAUGUUUUUGGAGAUAUUUUCAAAAGAAAAAUAACUCUUCUCAAACGACUGAAUGGUAUAACUUCAAGCCUUUCUCAGGGCAGUAAUCAAUUUCUUGAGAAGCUCCAAAUUGAUCUCUGGAAGGAAUAUAAAAAUGUGCUCAAUCAGGAGGAACUUCUCUGGUACCAGAAAUCCAGGUGUAAAUGGAUUGAAUUCGGCGAUCGCAACACAAAGUUCUUUCAUGGGUCAACUAUGAUUAAACGUCGAAAAAACAAGGUGACAUCUCUCCUUGACUCUAAUGGUAGCCUUAUAACUGAUAAUAACGCUCUAGAAAAUAUGGCUUUUUCUUUUUAUGCUGAUCUAUAUAAUGAUUCUUUUCCCGAUCACCCCUUUGUCCUUAAUAAUGCUUUUCCUCAGCUUAAUGCAGAGGAUUUGUAUAGUGUUGGCAGGAACAUUUCUGAGUUGGAUAUUAAUGAAGCUAUUUUUCAUAUUGGGAGCUUUAAGGCUCUGUGUAGGAUGGUCUCCAGGCUAUCUUCUACCAAAGCCAGUGGGAUCGUGUUGGUCCUGACAUGUGCUCUUUAG